Pogonomyrmex barbatus (red harvester ant) is the source of this 1854-nucleotide messenger RNA. Its product is annotated as phospholipase A1. Gene Ontology annotation, biological process: lipid catabolic process. Gene Ontology annotation, molecular function: serine hydrolase activity; lipase activity. The record is from RefSeq and is a predicted model, not a curated record. NCBI's taxonomy places the organism in Eukaryota, Metazoa, Arthropoda, Insecta, Hymenoptera, Formicidae.
GAGAGAGAGAGAGAGAGAGACAACCCCGAUAAUAUGCACGCGCCUCUGCUCGAAUGACUCUUGUGGCAUCGUUUCUGGUGACGCAGGUCUGCACCCACAUAAUCGCAUGGCGAGAAACGAGGAGGGAAGGUCCGAUACGGGAUGCUAUCGAGAGCGGCGCCGCCGCUGAGUACAACAAAGACGAGUGCGUCUGGAGGCGUGGAAAUGACCGUGACGUCUGCCCGGACCCGGAUGUACACGUGUACCUGUACUCUCCAGGCCGAUCUCGACGGCUUCUGGACCCCCUCGAGCAAUCCGAUUGGCUGCGGCAGGAUUACGAGCCCUCUAAGGACAAUGUGAUCCUGGUACACGGAUACGCAGGUGGCGACGACACUUUGCCCAUCGCGAUUUUGCGCGAUGCUUACCUGAGAAAUGGCAGCUAUAAUGUGUUUCUGGUCGACUGGGGCGCAUUAUGCGCUCGGCCGUGUUAUCCAGCUGCGGUAAUGAAUAUACGACCGGUAGCGAGAUGUCUUGCAGGUACCUUGACAACCUUAAGAAACCUUGGUUUACCAAUGGCUAGGACUACCUGCGUUGGCCAUUCUUUAGGUGCUCACGUUUGUGGCAUUAUGGCUAAUUAUCUUCUCUUCAGAAUGCACAGAAUAAUUGGCUUGGAUCCCGCGCGACCACUCGUCCGACCAGGCUUGGUGAACCACUUGGACGCCGGUGACGCCGAUUUUGUCGAGGUGAUACACACCAACGCGGGCUACUACGGCGAGGUCGGUCGCGUCGGCCACGUGGACUUUUGCGUAAACGGCGGCAAAGUGCAGCCCUUCUGCGUGGGCCAGGAGAUGUACCAGCUGUGCAGCCACGUGUGGGCGGUCUGCUUCAUGGCGCAAAGCGUAGACAACGGUGGCGCGAGCAUGAUAGCGGAGUCUUGCUCCAGGAGGUGCCCGUCGGGCCCGAGGAUCGCCGCCAAGGCGGGAGAGUACCUGACGAUGGGUCAGCACACCCCGAUCCACGCCAGGGGCUCCUUCUGCUUCAACAAUCCCGACCCGCCGUACUGCCCGAGAUACUGGAACGGUCACGGCGACGAGAGGUGCUGCGUCCCGGAGGCAACGAGCAACGAGGAGGAGAUAGAGGAAAACAACGUCAAGUACGACAACUCGACGGGACGUCCGAAUUCUACGAGGCGAUCGAACCUCGAAUUCGACUUGAGGCGACGUCGACGUGUCGUAUAAUCGAGGAGAAAUCGCCGUUAUUACAUAUACUGCACUCCUUCCUGAAUUCAAUCCUGAUUCACUCGAUGAAUAAUUUAAAUUAAUUUAAAUGUGUUAGAUAUAUAGUAGAGAAGCUCUCUAUAACUGGAUUUUUGUAGUCCUGAAGAAAGCUGCCUUGAAGAAGAAAAAUGUCUCUUCUAGAUUUGAGUCCUAUACGGAGACGUGGUUUCUCGCGAUGAAAUCCAAAAAUGGAAAUGAUCUCUACACUCCCAAAUAGACUUUCUAAAUUCCAUUAGAAAAAAAAUCUAUUUUACGAGAUUUGAAAAGGCGUAAUUUCUCGCGUAAUUUGUGUUUUGAUGAGCGAGUGAAGUGUUUAUAUCUACGCAUCGAUUCUCGUGCCAAUAGGAGACACGCAACCGAUUUGGGAAUGCGAGAUUAUUAUGUAUUCACACCGUGGCCGCAUGUUCCGGAAAAAUUCUAUAGUCGCAAUCACACUUGGCAAUCCGUAAUCCAUACCGUUAUAUGCUCCACUAAAUAAAUUUAUCCGCGGCAAUAAUGAGCGAUCGAUCGAUCGAGCGUCGCGCUUUUUGGAUUCUAUAUUCUCUCUUUCUCUCUCUUUGAGAGACCCACAUAAUUAUCCAAUAAAAUUCAAUAAAAU